UGCCCGGGGCUGUCAGUCGGCCGCCGCGCGGGGUCCGGCCAUAUGCUAUAAAGGCGGCGAGGGCUCAGCCGGCUCUAGACCCGCGGAGCCGCGAUCGUCGCGCAGCGUCUCCGCCAGGCCCGCCCCGCGCAGCGCCAUGAGCCAGCUCCGCUCCAAUGAGUCCCCAGCCCCCAGCCAGGCUCCCGGCAGCGAGGAGAAAGCCAAAGCCGGGAACGCCAAGAAGGUGGAGGAGGAGGAGGAGGAGAUAGACAUCGAUCUGAACGCUCCCGAGACUGAGAAGGCCGCGCUUGCCAUCCAGGGCAAGUUCCGCCGCUUCCAGAAACGGAAAAAGGACCCCAGCCCCUGAGCAGCUCUCCUGCCCCGUCCCCACAGUCCCCCAUCCCCCCUCUGCCAGCACAGCCCCGUGUUUGCUCGCUCCUGCCCAGCCCCGUGUGGGCUGUUGGUAUUUUGCACGUUCUAUGUACCUGGUUUCAGGGGACGAGGGGCUCCCCAGACCCAGCUGCACCCACAUGCCAAGCUCUUGCCUGGGAAAGCAGGGCAUCCUCUUAUAGCCAUGAUGUCGGCACAGCAGGAUCCUGGUGCCAUCCUCACAAAGCCAUGAAGGGGCCCUAGGAUGGACAGUGCCUCUUGGGGGCCUCAGGCCGGAGGCCAGCGUGGGGGCAGCCCUGGGAGAGUCCUGGGCUGGAAUUCAGCACCAGUCAGACAUAACUGCCCAUCAGCCCAGGCCAAUCCGGCUCCCGGCAUGAGGGGGUCUGCUCUUGAGCACCCACCACCCUAAGCGGCUUCCCAUCAACCCCGGCCCAUUCCCCAGGGACCCUGACCGGGACAGUCAGAGGCCCAGGGCCCGAUUGGGGGCAGGGCUGCAGAGCCGAGGAGAGGGUCAGGAAGGGGUCCAGAGCCAGGCAGGGGGAGGAGAAGGGCCCUAAAGCCAGAUGGGGCGGGUAUCAGAGCCAAGUGGGGAGAGUGGGCCCAGGACCAUGAGGGGCAGGCAAGGCUCGUGGGGGAACAGGGCCUAUGGCCAGGCCAGGAGGGGGAAGGGCCCUAGGCUGGGGGGGGGUGCUGCAGGGUGCCCCCAAUCCCAUAAGACUAGGCCUGACUUGCAGCUAAACAGGUCAGGCCCCACCAAAUUUCCGGGGUCCCUCUGGGGUCAGGCAGGGGAGGGGGUCUGGGGCCAGGAUUGGGGAGAGGGACAAGGUCAUCUUUCCCUCCAGGAUUUUCUUAGGCAGCAUGGGGGCCGGAGGCAGCUAGUGACCCCUCCCCUGGGCUGGUGUUGCCUGGGGCCAUGGACAGAGGUGGGGGGGGGGAGGAGGGAAUAUCCAGGCCCUGUGGGGGAGCAGGAGCCAGGGUUUGAUCUGUUCCGGCCGGGUGGGGAGCUCCUGUUCUGAGCCCCACGUAGCGAGCACAGGGUGUGUUGAUGCCCGGCUCCCUGGAGAACCCUCUCUCGAUGCGAACAAUGGGGACUGCCCCCCACCCCAACUGGGAACAAUGGAAACCCCUCCCCCACUAUAAACAAGGGGGACUCCCCCCACCCCGACUGGGAACAGUGGAGACCCCCAUCCCCCACUGCGAACAAUGGCGACCCCCUGUCCCCCAGUGAGAACAAUGGGAAACCCCCACCCCCCACUGGGAACAAUGGGGACUCCCUUCCCCUCCCCCACUGGGAACAAUGGAGACCCCUCCUCUCCUACUGCGAACAAUGGGGACUCCCCCCUGACUAGGAACAAUGGAGACCCCUCUCCCCCAUUGAGAACAAUGGGGACUCCCCGCCCUGGACUGGGAAGAAUGCAGCCCCCUGCCCCCACUGCGAACAAUGGGGACCCCUCCUCCCCCACUGCAAACAGUGGGGACUCCCACCUUGAGCGCAGUGGGUGUGGCUGGGUGCCCAGGUGUGGGGAGGGAGGGAUUGGGGAGAGGCCGCAAGCGGGGCACAGCUGUGAGCAAGAAGAGGUAGCAGAAGGUGGCUGGGAUUGACGCGAGAUGAGGGCUGGGUAGGGAGAAAGGAACGAGUGAGCCAGAGCCGGAGGGGGUGGCAUUCCCCAGGGGGGAUAGCAGAGGGGAACUCCAGGCACUGGGAGCCCAUGGUGCGCCCCCCCACCCCCCCCAAAAAAAAAAUUAAGAGAGGCACCAAGUCCCUCCCAGCCUAGGCAGGAACCCUAGGGGCUCCCCUCUCUCCCUUCCAGGGCCCCAGUCCAUGCAGCAUCUCAGCCGCUUGUCCCCCUCCACCCAUGCCCUUCUCAAGCCUUGGGCUGACACCGUCCCUCCGCUGUGCCCCCUGCUGCUGGCACAGCCACCCCAGCCCUCAGCGUUCCCCAGCAUUGAAUUCAACCCGUCUCCACCCCAGCCCGCCGGGAGCUGCAGCCCGAGCACCAGGGAGCGCCGUGCAGCUGUGAGCGAUCGGAGGGGCCAGGCCGCACCGUGCCCCGGCCACAGCGCUGGGGGGAGAGCUCCUGCCUGGGGAGACGAUGUGGCCCGCAGUGCGGACACAGCUGCUGCGAGGACUGGCUCUUUUAGCAUGUUUACGUAAUAAAACGUCUGGGAACAGUG
Messenger RNA from Chelonia mydas (Green sea turtle), 2544 nucleotides. RefSeq names its product Purkinje cell protein 4 like 1 (gene PCP4L1). The transcript is spliced from 3 exons. Lineage: Eukaryota; Metazoa; Chordata; Testudines; Cheloniidae. Bases 137 to 346 code for a protein of 69 amino acids. The record is from RefSeq and is a predicted model, not a curated record.